This is a messenger RNA of Microcebus murinus (gray mouse lemur), 3693 nucleotides long. RefSeq names its product F-box and leucine rich repeat protein 13 (gene FBXL13). Gene Ontology annotation, molecular function: protein binding. NCBI's taxonomy places the organism in Eukaryota, Metazoa, Chordata, Mammalia, Primates, Cheirogaleidae. Gene Ontology annotation, biological process: SCF-dependent proteasomal ubiquitin-dependent protein catabolic process. Gene Ontology annotation, cellular component: SCF ubiquitin ligase complex. The record is from RefSeq and is a predicted model, not a curated record.
CGGUCUGGGCUCAAGGGCAGGUCCUGAGAGAAGACGGGAGGUGACGGUGGCCGAAAGCGGGCAGUGGGUGACAUCUCCCAGGGAGAAAGAGGACUGGGCCCGGGACGGAAACCCCAAACGCCUGUGACUUUUAAGCUUUGGACAAGAAGAACCUGAGGACCAGAGGAGGAGUGAGAAAAAAAGUGCCAGAGACAGAAAGAAGAGGAAAAUCAGGAGAGUGUGGCAUUGCGAAAAGUGUUUUAAGGAGGGAGUGGGCAAUGGUUACCUAAGAUAAGGAAGGACCUGAAGGAGUUCUGUGGAUUCUGCCCAAGGCACUAUUAUGUGGUUUACUUGUUACAUGUCCUGAGGAUCCACUGAAAUAUUUAGAGGAAAUGAUCAUGACUAUAAUUGAAAAUGGUCUUGAAAGUCUUCUUUGGGAUAUGUGCAUUGAACCAUCAAUGAAACCAAAAAUUCGAAGAUUGUCUGAAACAUACCUGGAACAACUUUUUGGACUGGAUGAUCAGCUGAUGACUCCAGAACUGAUGAUAAAAGCAUGUACAUUUUAUACUGGACGUUUAGUAAAGACCCAUUUUUGCACUUGGAGAGACAUGGCAAUACCUACUGUACGUGAAGAUGAGGUCCUGGAUAAAAAGAUGAAAAUAGCAGCGGCACGUUACAAUUUCAGACUUCAAAAAUCUGUAUUUAAUCGCUGGCAUGUUUAUAUAGAAAAUCAAAAAGAAAUAUUUAAUGAUAUAAUAACGCGGAUACGGCAGAUAUUCUGUUGUCACAAGCUGACAGUUAUCCUAAAAAUAUGGCGGGAGAAAGCAAAACGUAAGAAUAAAGAGAAAGAAGAUGAAAUGUUGUUAAAACAUGAACUUCAAUUGCAACAAUGGAAAGAUAAGUUAGCUGUCCACGAAACAUCCGUUUCUCAUGAUGAACAUAGUUUGUCUAAAGACUAUUUUGAAGGUGAUACUCAGGAAUUUGACAUUUCAUUGUUCCCUGACAGAGCAAUAUCACAGAUUUUCUUCUACCUCAAUUUGAGAGACGUGGUAAUAUGUGGUCUUGUUAAUCGUGCCUGGCUGUCGAUGAUACAGAUGAGGUCAUUGUGGAGUGCUAUUGAUUUUUCUGCAGUGAAAAAUGUGAUUACAGAUAGAUACGUUGUGUCUACUUUGCAAAGGUGGCGUCUCAACGUAAUGCGUUUGAAUUUUCGUGGCUGUCUUUUCCGACCAAAAACUUUCAAAUCUAUUAGCCACUGUCAAAACUUGCAAGAGUUGAAUGUCUCUGACUGCUCAACCCUCACGGACGAAUCAAUGAGACACAUUUCUGAGGGCUGCCCAGGGAUCCUGUUUCUCAAUCUGUCUAACACAAAUAUCACCAACAGGACGAUGAGACUCCUGCCAAGGCACUUCCACAACUUACAGAAUCUUAGUUUGGCUUAUUGCAGAAAGUUCACAGACAAAGGCUUACAGUACCUGAACUUGGGGAGUGGAUGCCACAAGCUCAUCUAUCUGGACCUCUCCGGCUGCACCCAGAUUUCAGUUCAAGGCUUCAGGAACAUUGCGAACAGCUGUUCUGGAAUUAUGCAUCUGACCAUCAAUGACAUGCCAACUCUGACAGACAACUGUGUAAAAGCUUUGGUUGAAAAGUGCCUUCAUAUUACAUCAGUAUCUUUCAUUGGAGCACCACAUCUCUCCGAUGGUGCUUUCCAAGCUCUUUCUACUUGCAACCUCAAAAAGAUCCGAUUUGAAGGGAAUAAAAGAAUUACUGACACAUGCUUCAAAUGUAUGGGUAAGAAUUUUCCAAAUAUGAAUCACGUUUACAUGGUGGACUGCAAAGGCAUAACAGACAGUAGCCUCAGGGCACUUUCACCUUUAAAACAACUGACUGUGUUGAAUUUGGCAAAUUGUGUAAGAAUUGGUGAUAUAGGACUAAGGAAUUUUCUUGAUGGUCCUGCGAGCAUAAAUAUAAGAGAACUAAAUUUAAGUAACUGUGUGCACCUGAGUGAUACCUCUGUUAUAAAACUAUCAGACCGCUGUCCUAAUUUACACUACCUGAGUUUACGAAAUUUGGAACAUUUGACUUACCUAGGAAUUGAACAUAUUAUAUACAUCCUUCCCUUGGUAUCAGUAGAUCUCUCUGGAACAGACAUCUCUAAUGAGGGUUUGAUGACACUUUCCAGACAUAAAAAGUUGAAAGAACUGUCUCUAUCUGAGUGUUAUAGAAUCACCGAUGUUGGAAUUCAGGGAUUCUGCAAAAACUCACUGAUCUUGGAACUCUUGGAUGUCUCUUACUGCACCCAGCUGUCAGAUGAUAUUAUUAACACAUUGUCCAUUUACUGUGAUAAGCUCACGUAUCUCAACAUUGCUGGCUGUCCAAAGAUUACUGACUCAGCAAUAGAGAUGUUAUCAGCAAAAUGCCAUUACCUGCACAUUUUGGAUAUCUCUGGUUGUGUCCUGCUUACUGACAAAAGCCUUGAGGACCUUCAGAUAGGCUGCAGACAACUCCGGAUCCUUAAGAUGCUAUACUGUGGACAUAUUUCCAAGGAGGCAGCUCACAGAAUGUCAUCUGUAGUUCAGCAGCAGGAACAUAGCUCUGAUGACCCUCCACGUUGGUUUGGAUAUGAUGGUGAAGGCAACCGUCUUGCAGAGACUGAGGGAAGAAUGCCAUCUAAAGGGGUCUUAGAAUUGACACUGAAAGACUCCCUACUCAGUAGUGAAGAGGACUAAGUGUGACCUUCAGCCUCAAGCAGGAAGAACAAAAUAUCUAGAAUUUAGCAACUUUUUCUUUUUUUGAUGCAAGUAUUUUAACCCAAUAACCAUAUAAACAAGCAACAAAUCAUCUUCUGAUUAUUAUUCCAACUGCAAAUGUUUCUAAAUACAUCAUUAGUCCUUCUGUCUAAUAAUCAUUAUUAAAAAAAGAAGCCAAAUCAAGUACUAUGCCACUAUGCAAAUUUUCUACCUAAAUUUAACUGAAUCAAACCAAAAGUUUUGAUGAGCUUAUCAAAUCUAAAGUUGUGGGUAUAUGAAACAACCCUGAGAGAUGUGACUUUUUUUGACAAGGAAUUUAGAAGCUUGUCUUUAGAAAGGAAAAAGAAGGCAGAGAUGGCCAUAUAAGUCAAGGAAGAGUUUGGGCCAGGAUGAUGACUUAAGGAUCUGUGAAGCUUCAUUAUAGAGAACAUAGACAUAUAUUUUCAAAGGGAGCAGGGCUUUCUUGUGAUUUCCAGACAUUUAACAACAAAAUAGAACUAAAUUCCAGUUAAUGCUGGAUUCAUCUCAACAUCUUAACAGUCAGGGGAAAAUUAAAUAAAAACAAGAACUAUCUGUGAACAGAAAGGAAGUCUCUGCAAUGUCUCAGAAAUAUCUUUUAAAUCAAAUUUGCACUAUAGAGGAAUUUUUAAACUAUGCUAUGUCAAAAAGGAUGUUCCCUCAAUUUUAUGCUAGGAGGUAUGGGUAUUUAUUGCAUAUCUCCAUAUUAAUUUUUACUAAGUUUUCAUCCACAUAUUGUUAUCAUUAUUUGUUAUUAUAUAACACUGAGGUUGACAAGCAUCCAGGACAAAACACAACCCUGUUCUGACUGCCACAAACAAGCUGUGUCAGUAAUAUUAUUAGAUAAGUCUUUUAACCUUUCCAUUUCCUCAAUUACUUACCUCUUACCUGGGGUUAAUCCCUUUUUGUAUCCCACAAAUUUGAAAUAAAGAUAAAAACUUAAAGGAUA